ACGUUCGAUGGUCACUACUUUUCUGUAAUGCCCAACUAAUAAUACCCGCUGCCAAUGGCAACGAGUUUGUCACUUGGAUUCACGUGAAUUGUAUCACUCCGCAAGUAGUUCGGCAACUUCGAAUGUAAAUAUUCUGCAACGGCUAUUUUUUUCUGUUUAGUCCUACUAUUUGGCGACACCUCUCGGCCAACAAUGGAGUUUCCAAUUAAUUUUAACAUUUAUGGAGAAUAUGAAAAUGCUCAGCGCUGGUGGGAAGCGCAAUUCUUGACACCACCAAAACCCAAACGACACCAGGAUCUGACGGAGGAGGAAUUGGAGCAAAUAGAAGAAAAUCGCCAUGAGAUAAACACCAAAAGGAGCACGGCAUGGACCAUCAAAGUUUUCAAGGAAUUUCUAUUGGAAAAAAACAUAAGAACCGAAUUAGACGAAUUCGAUGAAGGAGCUCUCGACAAAGUGUUAAGAUUGUUUUAUGCUUCUGUAAGAAACGCGCAAGGCAAAAAGUACUCCGUGGCCAGCUAUGCUGCUCUCCGUGGAGGCAUCAGCAGGUACUACAGCAAGUUUAACAUCUACCACAACACGGCAUUUAAGAGCAGUAAUAACGUUUUCAAAUCGGUCCUGAAAGAUCUACGCAAAAGUGGAAAAGACUGUAGCCAACACCACCAGGCCAUUUCACCAGCAGACCUCCAGCGCAUCAAAGACUCGCCGGCCCUCUCGACCUCCACUGCCACCGGACUGGUGAGGAGGGUGUGGUUCAACACGCAGUUACACCUCGCCAGGAGAGGAAGAGAAGGGAACAGAGAGCUCACACCCGCCUCUUUCGAGUUAAAAAAAGAUGAAAACGGCAACGAGUACAUCACCCUCGCCCACAAUGCUGAGACAAAGAACCACAAAGACCCCAGAGAUCCAUGUCAACAGGUGUACCGGGGAUGCAUAUACUCGGAGCCAGGCAACCCCAACUGCCCUGUACAGACAUUCAAAAAGUAUCUGUCGCUGUGCCCAUCUGACGCGACAGCAUUGUAUCUCCAUCCAAUCAAGCAAGAUCAGGCCAUUCUGGACCAAAAAACCAUUUGGUUCUCUAGGGAACCGAUGGGAAAGAACUACCUUGGCAGCAUGAUGGCCAAUAUCAGCCAGGUCUGUGGGCUUUCAAGGCGUUACACAAACCACAGCCUGCGUAGUACCGCCGUCCAAAUGCUAUCAUCGGCUGGACUGGAGACCAGGGAAAUCAUGACCGUCACCGGCCACAGAUGUGAGACCAGCCUAAAAAGCUACUGGGCUCCAAGCACCACCGACAGGCAGAGAUGGAGCCACAUCCUAUCAGGUGCAGGCCCUUCUAACACACCAGGACCUGUGGUCAAACAGGGAGGAGGAGGAGGAGGAGGAGGAGGAGAAAUAAACCAGGACCUCUCCGCGGACGCCGGACCAUUCUUCCUUUCGAACUGCACGUUCAAUGGCAACGUGCAGUUUAACAUCCAUAAAUAGAGAGAGACAGGACAGCGCAACAAUGUUUCGUCGGCGGAGACUGAAGCGCUACAA
Messenger RNA from Engraulis encrasicolus (European anchovy), 1533 nucleotides. RefSeq lists its product as uncharacterized. Bases 193 to 1479 code for a protein of 428 amino acids. Gene Ontology annotation, molecular function: DNA binding. NCBI's taxonomy places the organism in Eukaryota, Metazoa, Chordata, Actinopteri, Clupeiformes, Engraulidae. The transcript is spliced from 2 exons. Gene Ontology annotation, biological process: DNA integration; DNA recombination. The record is from RefSeq and is a predicted model, not a curated record.